CCAGCCGCCACCACCACCGCUCCUCAUCCGUUUCCAUCUCAGUCAGCUCCAAGCAGUCAACCAUGUCCGGCCGCGGCAAGGGCGGGAAGGGCCUCGGCAAGGGCGGCGCGAAGCGCCAUCGGAAGGUGCUGCGGGACAACAUCCAGGGCAUCACCAAGCCGGCGAUCCGUCGUCUGGCUCGCCGUGGCGGCGUGAAGCGCAUCUCGGGGCUCAUCUACGAGGAGACCCGAGGCGUGCUCAAGAUCUUCCUCGAGAACGUCAUCCGCGACGCCGUCACCUACACCGAGCACGCCCGCCGCAAGACCGUCACCGCCAUGGACGUCGUCUACGCGCUCAAGCGACAGGGACGCACCCUCUACGGCUUCGGCGGCUGACCUGCGCCUGCUGCUGCUCCAUCGAGUCGACUCUGCUGGAUGCUGCUCCUGUUCUCGUGCUACGGUUUCGUUUCUGAGUGCGUGAGUUGGUGUUCUGUCGGUCUGUGUAGUCUGUGCCUUUGUGGAAGGCGAUGGGUCUGAAUGUAAUGGAAUUGUUGGUUCUUGCAAGAAAUGAAUCUGAAUGCAACGGAAAAAUUGUACUGCA
Messenger RNA from Triticum dicoccoides, 579 nucleotides. RefSeq names its product histone H4. Bases 63 to 374 code for a protein of 103 amino acids. The record is from RefSeq and is a predicted model, not a curated record. The transcript has a single exon. Lineage: Eukaryota; Viridiplantae; Streptophyta; Magnoliopsida; Poales; Poaceae. Gene Ontology annotation, molecular function: protein heterodimerization activity; structural constituent of chromatin; DNA binding. Gene Ontology annotation, cellular component: nucleosome.